This is a messenger RNA of Cuscuta epithymum, 2637 nucleotides long. The record is from the annotation of a GenBank genome assembly. Lineage: Eukaryota; Viridiplantae; Streptophyta; Magnoliopsida; Solanales; Convolvulaceae.
UACCAGUACUUUUUUUUUUUAAUUUUUUACUAAAUUCGAAGUCCAUCUGCAUUCUGCACGACAAAAGAAACGUGCUGUACACUUGUACGACCAAAUCCCUCCCACGUUUUCAUUUGAGAAAGAAAAGAAAAGUGUCGAUUUCACAGAUCGGUUAGCUUCACCCUUUCCUGGUUUAACCGUUUAACAUCAUCCCCAAUUGGAUUCAUUUCAAACCCGUUUGUCUAUAUUUAGAUUGCAUAUUUCUGUAACAUCUACUGUAUAUUGUUUUCUUAUCCUCCUUCGAUCUAUAUUUCCUACAUACGGAGUAUUUAAUAAAUAGAAGAGUUUUGUCCGUGAAUCGUUGUUUGUCUAGGUAGUUUUCAACCUGCUUGCGGUUCUUUUUUAGUCUUUCUAGGUGGAUAUCUAGUGUCUCAAAGCCAGGCGUUUUCAUACUCUAUUAUUAAAUAUUUAAAUUAGAUUUGAUUGGGUAAAAAAAAUAUUUUAUUUUUUAAUUUGCAUGGUUGUAUUUAGGGAUCUAGGGUUAGUUAAUUUUGAUAACCACUAUUCCGGAGGGGAAUAGUUAUUUUGAAUACUUUUUUAUUCGGUUAAUCCAUUUGGAUUUAGAUCAGUUUCGAAGAUCUGGUUCGAUUUGAAGAGCACCCCUCCACUUUCAGAUUAACAUGGUGGAAAAGCGGUCAUUUGACCAAGAGCUGAAUCUGCCAUCUUCCAAGCAGCCUAGGAUUGUGAGCCGUGAUGAGCAGAUAGCUUCUUUGGGGUUUUCUCAUGAUCAAAUUGCUAUCAAUUAUCACUCAUUAGGUGAAGGUGAGGAGGACAUUUCAUUUCAAAAAAAAUUCACAAGUGAUAAUAAAUUUGAUGGUGGCUGUACUGAUGACUUCCAGAGUUCAGAGAGAGAUAUAGAACCAGGCAUUCAUCCUGGUUCUUUCACUAGCAGCACCUGUGAAGAUAUUAAGUCAGAGUAUCCUUAUCACAUUUUAUUGUCUCCUGAGCAUUACAACCUCAACGUUUCGCGAUCAAAACUGAUAUAUUCUACUCUCAUUAGAAGCCCUCCUCAAAAGCUGGUUCCUCUUGGUCCGGAUCAUCAGGCAGAAUUACCUGAUUUGUUGGGACAGGAACAUAAUGAUACCUCCCAAGCUUCGGAUUCACAUAGCAAUGCCCAUUUUAGUGAUGAAAAUAGACUUUGUGGGACCUGUAUCAUACCCAUGCCCAAACAAGACUCGUCUGGAUACAAUGAAGUGAGUAGUCCAGGGAUUAUAAGCAGCAGUUGUCUUUGUGAAGAUGCAGGCUCCAUCAGAUGCAUCCGCCAGCACAAUUCUGAAGCAAGAGAGAAACUCAAGAGAAUGCUUGGGGAGGAGAUAUUUGAGAAGCUUGGAUUUUAUGAUAUGGGUGAAGUUGUGGCGUUGAGAUGGAGCGAAGAAGAGCAGGAGUUGUUCCACGAUGUUGUCUUUUCCAACCCUGCAUCUCUGGGAAAGAAUUUCUGGGACAAUCUUGGUGUUGAGUUCCCUUCAAGAACUAGGAAUCAAAUAGUGAGUUACUACUUCAAUGUCUUCAUGCUGAGGAGGCGAGCUGAGCAGAAUAGGUUUGACCCCUUGAAUAUUGAUAGUGACAAUGAUGAAUGGCAUGCAAAUGUGGAGUCAUCUGGUGAUGAAGCUAAAAUGAGUGAUGAUGAUAAAGAUUCACAUGCAGAGUCGCCUAUUUAUCUGGAUGACGAUCAUCGCCCUGACGAUGAUCGAUCAGCAUGUAAUCAGGAUAUUAGCAAUUUGGCAAAUAUGCCUGUCAAUCAUGAACAAACUGUUAAGUAUCUUCCGGGAUCUAAAUGCACACUUAGGGAUACAGAUACAGUUAUUCUGAAUGGAGAUGAGAACUGUAAUGCUGUUGUCAUGCCACAAGAAGCACAUGUGAAAGGUGAUGUCAUUAAAGAUUGGCAACAUAGUCUUGUGGGUAUGGGUAGCAGUGAAAGCGGUGGGCAUGAUUGUGUGUUGGAGCACGAGCACUGUAUUGGUGGAAAGGAAUGGGAUAUUGGGUUCUUUAGCUGCAACCCUAAAUGCAAUGUGGAUUUCUUGCCCAAUUGCAGUAUGAGGGAAGAGUUUUUUGGGGGAAUUAUCCCAAGUAGAGAUGAUUGUCAUGGACCCUAACAAUGAUUUACUCCGUAAUAUUUAUUGGAAUUGCCUCAAGCUAGUGUUUUUGCAUGCAAUCUGGAGAUUGUGUUUCUUGUUUAGGCUAGGCUAGUUUCACAAUUUGGCCCCAAUUUGAUGUGGUUGAAUAUUGAUUCUAUUUUUUAUUUUUCCUGAAUGUAGGAUGUGAUGUAUUCACCGAGACAGGUACAUGCAUGAACUAGUGAAGUGAGAUGGGCAUGACAAUUCAUAGGUACAUUCAUUACUACCCCAAACAAGAGUGUUUGGGGUAGGAAGACGAUGGUAUGGUUCUAGGGUUAUAUGUGUGUGUAUAUAUGUAUUUGUAUAUAUACAAUACAUCUAUAUCUAUAGAAUAAGCAAUAUGGCAUAGUCCUUUUUGUGAAAUUAUUGGACAAGAAAACUAAAAAGAUGACCAGCUUUCCAAUCUAUUCUUUUUCUAUUAUGUAUGUACAGUUUAUUGUGUUAUUCAUUAAGUCCUUUAUAUCCAAUUUGAAGUUCUUUGCUA